AUGCCUGCCAUGAACCUUAAAGCUUUGCUCUUAGCAUCUGUGUACUCCUUGAGGGCAGCAAGAGGAGCACCUACAUCGAGUGCAAGCUUUGAUAUCAACGCGGAUUGGGUGUCUUGGGAUGAUAAUACAUGGACCUUGAAAUCAACCAAACCGCAGCCAGGGGUUUUUACUUCAUGGUUGCCGCAGUCGAACGGCUAUUUUGGCCUCGCUCAAGGUUCCUUGGGGCCGUUCUAUGAGCGCAGCCGUCGAAAUGAUUCAGAAGGAUGGCCGUCUUAUAGCAAUCCCCGAAGGACGUUCGCCACUGUCACGGGAUUCUGGAGCAGCGAGGCUAGCACACUUGAGCCCGGGGAGCUGGGCGAGAGUUUCAUCUCCGGGGUGCCGCACUUUACCGACUUGCUUGUUGAAGCAUGUGGCAGUGUCCUCAACGGAGAUGUAGAUGUAUCCGAGAUCACCGAGUUCGAGUCAACGCUGUCUUUCAAGACCGGAAUACUCACAUGGUCGUAUGUCUGGAGCCCUCCGACGUGCGUGGAGAAUCAGAAAUUUCUCAUAUCAUACGAGUCUUUGGCCUCGAUGGUCGAACGACGUUUGGCAGCUGUGAAACUGGCCAUCUUCAGUGAGCAAGGACUCGACAAUGUGUACAUCCUUGAUCGACAAGACAACCAGUCCGCUUUGCGCACAAGAACUGUCAAGACAGGCGUCAAUCAGGCCAGCAGUCAGGUCUAUUCAGCUGUUUCGCCAAUGGGAGUUGACCACGUCAUGGCGUAUGUGCUGUCAUCAACCCUUGGAGGCGAGUUGUUGUGCCUUGAAAGAAGGGAUGAAUACUCGAGCGACUUUUUUUCCGCACUCAAUGUCAUAGGAACCUCGGGUUCAGCCAACUCAUCCACCACAGACCCCCAGUCUGUCUCCCCGACGCAGCGGUAUCUGGUGCAACCCGGUUUGCAAUCCGCGACAGUUUACAAAUACGCAGCUAUUGCCUCAACAGAACAUUACGGAUCGGACACAGAGGCAGUGGUCUCGAGCGUUGUGUCAUCUGCCAUAAUCCGCGGGUAUCAUGCUUUGCGUGAGGAACACAGCGUCGAAGUGGGCAAGUUCAUGAGCCCGGACUUCGUCGCUGAUUUUAGAGACCCAGCGACAGGAACGCUUCCAAUAAACGGUGGCGGGCACGUGGUAGAAGCCUUGCAGAUCACAGCCAUCUCCUCCGCUUACUACCUUUACACGAGCCUCAUCCCAUGGAGCCCGGCUCAAGAUGAGAACCCAAGCACUUGCAUCGCAUGUAACUCUCUGGCCGUUGGCGGCUUGGUUUCCCAGACAUACGGAGGCAAGAUCUUUUGGGACGCCGAUCUCUUUGUGGCGCCCGCCAUCCAAGGAGUGCACCCCAAGUUGGCAAGACAGUUUUCGCUGUAUCGCAUAAACAGGGCAGAAGAGUCUCGCAAAAACACCAAGAGGCACAACCUAAAAGAUGGGAGCAUGCUCUAUGCAUGGACAAGCGGUCGAUAUGGACAAUGCUACAACAUGUCUGCACCCUGCAUCAUGUACCAAUAUCACCUCAAUGCCGAUAUCGCCUUGAGCAUGACCAUGGGCCGCAACACCAGCGGCGACAGGAAUUGGUAUGAAAAGCACGGGGCUGUGGACGUCAUCGACGGCGUGGCCACGGGCCUGAGCGAUAUUCUCACACGACGAGAGAACACUGGCCUCUGGGGCAUCGACGUGAUGGCCGAUGCCGACGAAUACUACAUGUGGAUUGCAGACGGUUCAUUUACUAGUACCGCGGUCAGCACUCUUCUGCAAAUAGCCUCGGAGGCUCGUCAUGAGCGAGGUAUCCCACUCGAGACCAACUGGCUUGACCAGCUCGAGCACAUGUCGAUACCCACCUCAGACGACGGCGUUGUGCUCGAAUUUCAGGGCAUGACAAACGAUGUCUUCCCCAAGCAGGCAGACGUCAUCUUGUCCCAUUAUCCCUACGACUACAAGCGGAAUUUCUCACUCGACAAAUACCGAGCUGCAAUGGACUUUUACGCAGUCCGCACCGACCCGCACGGUCCAGCCAUGACUUGGAGCAUGUAUGCUAUCACGGCCAACUCCCUGGCUACCUCGGGAUGCGCUUUCUGGACAUACCUAGUCAAAUCGUUCCAGCCUUAUAUCCGCGGCCCUUGGUACCAGUACUCCGAACAGCAAGAUGACGAGCCUGACGUCCUGGACCCCCUGACCGGGAACCCUAUCAACCCGGCUUUUCCGUUCCUCACGGGCCACGGCGGCCUCCUGCAGAUAUUCACGGCGGGAUUUCUCGGCCUACGCGUCACGCACCGAAAUUUGGUGAUAAAUCCAUCGCUCCCUCCGCAGCUCCGCGACUUCAAACCGCCCAUCCAGUAUUAUAACGGCGCCGUCGUCAGCUUCCGCAUGAAUCGUACGCAUACGUUUAUCACGAGGCGCGAUGCAUCUCACUUCGACGGUCUGGUGCCAGACCAGUACGGCGAGGAGGAUAUGCCCAUCACCGUCGGCCGAGGCGUGGACGACCCCAACGCGCGGACGGUGUUCUUGCGCAUCAAUGACACCGUAGUAGUGCCGAAUAGGUUGUAUGAUGCUGAGGUUUCCGUGCCGGGCAACGUUUUGCAAUGCCACGACGCAACUUCGUCACAUGGCGAGCUAGCGUUCGCAGCCACGGAUGGAUACGGAGGCACUUUUUGGCAGUCCGGUACUUGUGAUGUCACGGCCGCUGUGGUGGUGGAUCUGGGAACUUCGCAGAUGCCGCGGCGGCUGAAAGCUAUCCAGCUGGACUUUGCCAUGCGGCCGCCAAAGCAUGUCAAGGUUUCGGUCUCGAAUAGCUCCGAUUUCGAGCCUGGUACAGUGCUUGCAGACCAAGACAUCCGUAUCACGAAGCCAUGGAUCCCGAACUCGCCGGUGGUGAAAUACGUAGGAAAUAUGACCACCAUCCAGCUCACUGGCGCUGUAUGGAGUGGUGUAUUUGCGAAACUCGAGAUCACAGGCUGCUGGACAGAUGACGGUGCUGGGGCCACGGUUGCCGAGUUCGGGCUCCUGGCUGCAGAUCUCCAUGAGUGA
Messenger RNA from Colletotrichum navitas, 3057 nucleotides. Its product is annotated as glycosyl hydrolase family 65 central catalytic domain-containing protein. Gene Ontology annotation, molecular function: carbohydrate binding; alpha,alpha-trehalase activity. Gene Ontology annotation, cellular component: fungal-type cell wall. The record is from RefSeq and is a predicted model, not a curated record. Bases 1 to 3057 code for a protein of 1018 amino acids. The transcript has 3 exons. Gene Ontology annotation, biological process: trehalose catabolic process. NCBI's taxonomy places the organism in Eukaryota, Fungi, Ascomycota, Sordariomycetes, Glomerellales, Glomerellaceae.